Darwinula stevensoni is the source of this 2280-nucleotide messenger RNA. The record is from the annotation of a GenBank genome assembly. Lineage: Eukaryota; Metazoa; Arthropoda; Ostracoda; Podocopida; Darwinulidae.
AGUGGAUAGGUGAGGGAUUUCGAGCAGGAUGACUCCGUGCCAAUGAUGAGUGGCCUAAUGGUAGUCUCGGAUUAGGUGGGCACAUGCGAGUUGAAUCGACGAUGAAGGCCCUGGAACAGCGUAGCGCAAACAAGGAAAUUGAGAAAAGGCUAAAGCAAGAGAAACAGGAUGCAUCCCGAGAGCGCAAGCUACUUCUUUUAGGGACUACAGGGUCGGGGAAGUCCACUUUCCUGAAGCAAAUGCAGAUCAUUCAUCGUGGUGGCUACUCUGAAGAGGACAAGCAUGGCUUCAUCAAAAUCAUCUACCAGAACAUUUUCCUUGCCAUGCAGAUGAUAAUUAAGGCCAUGGAACUCAUGAAAAUCCCAUAUGAAAAUCCUAAGUUUCAGGAGAAAGCAGAACUUGUGAAAAGUGUAGAUCACAAGACAGUGACAACAUUUAAAGAGCCUCAUGUGAGUGCCAUUAAAGCCCUAUGGCAAGACUCAGGAAUCCAGAAAUGCUAUCAUCGCCGGAGGGAAUACCAGCAUGCUGACUCCACCAAAUACUUCCUGUCAGACAUAGAUCGAAUAGCAGGCCCCUCAUACCUCCCCACGGAUCAGGACAUCCUCAGAGUCAGGGUGCCAAAUACUGAGAUCACGGAGUGUGUCUUUGACUUCCUGGGUGUCAAGUUCAGGAUUGUGGAUGUUGGAGAGCAGCAAUCAGAACGGCGCAAGUGGAUAAAUUGCUUUGACUGUAUCUCAACUGUCAUCUUUUUUGUCUCCAUAUCUGAAUAUGAUCAGAUGCUCUCUGAACCUCCCAAUACGAAUCGGAUGGAAGAGAGCAAGGCCCUGUUCAGGGCAGUCACCAUGUAUAAGGGAUUUUUGCACUCUUGCUUCUUCCUCUUCCUCAACAAGACAGACUUGCUCAAGGAGAAAAUCAUGUUUUCACACCUUGUUGACUACUUCCCUGCAUAUAAUGGUCCUCAAAAUGACCCCGUAGCUGCCCAAGAAUUCAUCCUUCGAAUCUUUCAGGACCUAAAUACUGAUGCCAAGAUUAUUAUAUAUCCCCAUUUCACAUGUGCCACAGAUACGGAGAACAUCAGAGGUGCGUUUGAUCACGUGACGGACGUCAUACGUAGUUCUACCCUGACUUGCCCGUGCUGACCCUAGCAAAACAGAGGCACAGGCUUGGGAAAGGUAAAAGGAAAAAUCGUUGGAGAAAGCAGAAGUGGAGACCGCAAAGUAGUCGGCAUCCUCUUCCAUCCAGCUAGCUGAUAGUUUCCCUCGUACCUCUUUUCCAUUGCUUAAGACUUGCAUGACCCGUUUUUCUAUGUGCCACGCUGAGACCCAAGAGAAAACUUCCCGGCGAAAUAUCAUCGAUCGUCUGGCUCCGAUAGGGAAGGUAAACAGUGCUAGUAAAAUGUGUUCUCCCCGGAAGAGAGCUACACGCAUGAUAUCUGAAUUUUGUCCCACGAGUGUAGCACAUGGCUUCAGGCUCAAUACCGCCAGUAUGGAGAAUGCCUCUGCAUUCCUUUUCUUUAAAAACAUUUUAUUAGGGUGAAGAUGGUGAUGAUUGAAAGGGAUUUGUUGUGCUCCACGGUUCCCCCAUCGGAUUGGUUUUCCCCACGAUCUGUCCGAGAAAUGAAAUCCAACCCUGUGCAUGCUCUUAAUCGUCUUCGGCAUCGUACUAGCCUUCUCACUUUUUUCUUAGUGAGCUAGUAUCCUUCUGUGCCAAACUGCCACCGUAUUCGUUUCGUCUCGGAUCUCCUUCGAUUCUCUCGAUCGAAUUAGCUUGCAAAUGUCGGUACGUCGAGGGCAUCUCAGGCAGCCGAGGUCCUGACAUUUUGGUCUUUCGUUUCGGUUCUCUCCGUUCGUGUGACGAGCGGUCGUCCGGGCCCGGCCAGCAGCAUUAAAAGCGGUAAGAGACGCUCGAAUCGUCACCGGCGGAAUCCGAUAUCGUCACGAGAAAGGCAGAACCUUCCCUCUUCGGGAAGGCACGAGGACUCCCUUUCUCUGAAAACUUGAAAAGUCUUAAAACUUAGCUUUGUUUCAGCUCGCCAGAUGUCUUGGAAAAAAAUUAGAGAUGAUGAUGAGAAACCCUUACCUUCUGGUUCGCGAUCGGCGACAGCGUAGGGAUUAUUUUCACCCCCUUCCUGCAAGGAUUCAAGUUCGCGAGAGUGCUGCAACGGGCGUUUGUUUUAUGGUGGGUCAUCAUUUUUUUUAUAUUUCUUCCUUUCUACUUUUCGUGUUAACUUUUUUUUUCAUGUUUGCCUUUUUUUGUAUGUUUUUUUUUUUUACGUUUUCC